AGCCAGGAAGGAAGGAGUGGCUGUGUACCUGUCAGGUCCUGAGGGGAGUCUUCGUGAUGUCACUCUGAUGUCAGCGAGCUUGUGCAACCUCAGGAGAAGGAGGAGUGCAGAAGUGUGAGGAACUAGCAGAUUAGAGAGCAGUCCUGCAGAACCCCCUGCCUGUGCCCAGGAGAGGACCGCUCACCCUCUGACUCAGGAAUCAAGAGCUCCUUGUGCUCUGCUCCACACCUGGGGGAGAUCCCCUCCAAAAUACAGGAAAUGGCUCUUCUCAGCGGCUUCCGUCCAUCUGGGACCAUCUUGGCUUCUGCAUGGCUUAUGUCCUUCUUCACUAAUAUGGCCAAGGCUCAAACCGUACCUACAGGCUGUGGAGAAGGAUUAGACCCAAUCUAUUAUUACUUAUGUGACCUGUCAGCAGCAUGGGGCAUCGUCCUACAAGCUAUAACCAGUGCCGGCAUUGUGUCUUCCUUCAUCCUUACCAUUGUCUUGGUGGCCAGCGCCCCCUUCAUUCAAGACAAGAGGAAGAAGAGCAUGCUGGGAACUCAAGUGUUUUUCCUUCUUGGCACACUUGGACUCUUUUGUCUUGUGUUCGAUAUGGUGGUCAAGAAGGACUUCUCCACUUGUGCUUCUCGAAGGUUUCUCUUUGGUGUCUUGUUUGCCAUUUGCUUCUCCUGCUUGUGGGUCCAUGCAGGGAAUCUCAACUAUUUGGUGAGGAAAAACACCGGGCCAAGCGGUUGGUGGAUUUUUGGCAUGGCUAUUGCCCUAUCACUGGUGGAGGUGAUCAUCAAUACAGAGUGGCUGAUUAUUACAGUUGUACGUACUCCUAUUACUUUGGGUCAGCCAUGCUUUAUUGCCAAUGAGGACUUUGUUAUGGCGUUGAUAUAUGUGAUGUUUCUCAUCCUUGCUGGAUUUGUGACCGCCUGGCCAGCCUUGUGUGGACGAUAUGGUCACUGGAAGAAACAUGCAGUCUUCAUUCUGCUCACGCUUUUCUUAUCCGCUUGCAUUUGGAUCGUGUGGAUCGUUAUGUAUGUGUAUGGAAACACUCGGGUUGGAAAUCUUUAUUGGGAUGACCCAACAUUGGCCAUUGCUCUGGUAUCAAAUGCCUGGGCUUUUGUGUUUUUCUAUAUCAUCCCUGAGAUCUCCCAGUUGACCAAGCCAAGUCUAGAGCAGUCAUUUGAAGAAGAAGUUUACCCUGCAAGAGGGGUUGGUUACGAAACCAUCCUGAAGGAGCAAACAUCCCAGAGCAUGUAUGUGGAAAACAAAGCGUUCUCUAUGGAUGAGCCACAGCCUGCCAAGCGCCCGGUAUCUCCGUACAGCGGGUACAAUGGACAGAUCAGGAGCAGCGUAUACCAGCCCACGGAGAUGGCAUUAAUGAAUAAAAAUCCGACAGACUUUCAGUAUGAUGUAAUAAUUCCCAGAGCCACUGCCAACUCUCAUCCGGCUGCCAGCGGAAACUCCACACUGAGAGCCGAGGAUGCAUACGCUGCACAGAACCAACACAGUACAAAUAAUGGACAGGCAAAUUCUUCUCCCUACAGUCAGUGGUGAGGUCCAUUUUCGGCAGCCUCCAAAGCUGGACCCCCACCCCCCCUCCUCCUCCUCCUC
Messenger RNA from Bufo gargarizans (Asiatic toad), 1602 nucleotides. It is a transcript of the gene GPRC5C, whose product is annotated as G protein-coupled receptor class C group 5 member C. The transcript has 5 exons. Gene Ontology annotation, molecular function: protein kinase activator activity; G protein-coupled receptor activity. Gene Ontology annotation, cellular component: plasma membrane; intracellular membrane-bounded organelle; extracellular exosome. Gene Ontology annotation, biological process: G protein-coupled receptor signaling pathway. The record is from RefSeq and is a predicted model, not a curated record. NCBI's taxonomy places the organism in Eukaryota, Metazoa, Chordata, Amphibia, Anura, Bufonidae. The coding region runs from base 259 to 1545 and encodes 428 amino acids.